Molecule: messenger RNA, 5118 nt
Organism: Trichoderma gamsii
Lineage: Eukaryota; Fungi; Ascomycota; Sordariomycetes; Hypocreales; Hypocreaceae
Exons: 2
Coding region: 1-5118 (1705 amino acids)
Cellular component (GO): membrane
Source: RefSeq, a predicted model, not a curated record
AUGUCUGCACCGUAUUGGGGCGCGCUGCCUCAGCCAAAAGGCGUCCGGAGCCGGCGAGUUUCAGCGGAUUACACAAAUGAAUUCUCGCAAAGCGACCAGAGGGGCUCAUUGGACAUCGAGCGUACGCGCAAAGCCAAUCGCGCCUCAGUCCACACAACUUACACCGAGGCUCCCACCGACACGACGUUCAGUCCCAAUUCUCCGACAUCAGCAGCUGACUAUCAAGGCCUGGCUCCCAGACCAGCCUCAUAUCGUGGGUUCCCCCAAGAGCAAGCAUUUGAAAGAUAUGACAGGCAAGAUCGACGAUCAAACCGAAUCCCCGACGACCUCGAAAACAUGUCCCCAGCUCCGCCGUCUGUCACAGAUACUAUAGUUCGAGGCCCACCAACAAACUACCGCGACCCUUAUGCAGAUGAUUCAUACAACUACUCCUCUCAGCCGACAUCUGCACAGCCUGCGCGUCAAUCUGCGGCUCAGGCUGAAAACAUGAGCUACGGAGCAUACAACGCACCCCAACGAGACAGCCAAUAUGGCGCACCGCAACCUUUUGUCGAUAGUGGGCUCGCCCGAACAGACAGCAUUGCAUCCGCUCAACUCCAGAGAACCCCAACCAUUGGGCAGAGUGAGCGGCGGAAAAAGUUGGCAGACAACCGAUCACCCCUCCAGAGGCUUGAGCUGACGCUCGACAGCAUGACCAAGGAGGAAAAGAGAGCGCGAGUCGAAGCAGCAGAGCAGCGGGCUAGAGCAAGGGCUGCCAAAAGAGCUGCCGCCAACGCUGCUGAAAACCAAUCUCCGCUCUCAACUCCUACCCAACGACAAAACCAACGCCCUAUAGCAUUCGAAUCGCCCACUGCUGCAACAAUAUCAAGAUCCGCCACAACGCGCGACGUCACCUCAACUAAAGCCCCAACUACGCAAUCUGUACAACCCGGACAGCGAGUGUCCGAAGACUCAUACUAUCGCCAGAGCCAGGAUGGCAUUCGUCGAUCAAAAACGACGGCUGAGCACCAACCAAGGCAGCUUCCUCAACCGCCCGUCCGUGAAGAACAGCGGCCGAGGCAGCUACCUCAACCACCUGUGCGUGAAGACCAGCAACCUAGGCAAUUGCCUCAACCGCCCGUACGUGAUGAGCAACGCAGAUUCCAUUCUCAGGAAGCUUCUCGCCCGGAUGAUCAGCGCCGAUAUUCUAGCCAAGCUGCUCUUCAGUAUUCCCAGGCCGGCCCUGAUCAGGCAUCACCUGCCACAGGAGGAGAUAUGCCUAAGCGCAACCUCAGCUUCCGCGAGCGCGAUGCCUGGCGUGAGAUGAAACCACUCGACGCGGAUACGAAUCAGCCUCCCAAAGGAUCCACCGGCUUUUCACUCACACGCAGUGGAAGCAACAAGUUAAAAAAGGAGCCGCCUGCGGACGUCUGGCGUCGCAUACGCGUCGAAGCAGAACGUCGGUUGCCGCCGGACUCACAACCUGCUCAGGCUCAAUUUGAUGAUCCCGGGUCUCCGCAAGGAUCUCCGCGAGGAUAUCCUAUAGGAGCACAGCAACAGGCACGCGAUAAGGAGCUGCCUCCUUUGCCCCUGGCUGUGAAUGAUCAGACCAAUGUCCGACCAGAAGCAAAGAAGGGCCCUGCAUCUGCUGACGAUGCUGAAAUCCAGGCUAUGCAGCGGCGAACCACUGAACCCGUCUAUGCUCGAGAGGAUCGAGGGCUGAAUGCUGAAUAUGCCCCCGCGGCUGCCAUUGGCAGGAUCAUUUACGAGGCGAGUCUAAAGAACCGGGGAGCCUUUCCACAGCAAAACUCUGCAGUCAAGAGUUUGGAAGAUCAGACGAACCAUGGCCUAAUACCGGAGACACAGGAACCGCAACAUCCACAACAGCCGCAACAUCCACAACAUUCACAACAUCUACAACAACCGCAACAGCCACAACAUUCACAACAUCUACAACAACCGCAACAGCCACAACAGCGACUUGAAUCAUUUGAGCCGCCGGAGCUGCAGCAAUCACAGGAGCGCCUCGAACCACGAUUUGUACCCAAGAACCCGGAGGGGCUACGUUCUGGCGAUGGUCUGAAUAACCCGCCCCAGUGGCUAAAUGAAUGGAGGAAAGGUACGGUCGGUACCUUAUCUGGGACCCUUCUCGACCUUGUUGGUAACCAGCCUGCCGGAUCGGCGGAGAAAAACAACGGUCACUUGGACCGGGAGCAGGGAGGUCAUCAUCGAAGAAUUAGCAGCAUGAAUUCGAGACCACGUAAAGCCGAAGCAUUCGAUGGAGAGUACGAUGAUACCAGCGCGCCCACUCGGUUCAAGCCCCCGUUGUACUUGAAAUGCGGCCCGCUUCUGAGAUACUGUGGCCUGCGUUAUGAACAAGCUCCAGCUAGGCCUCGGGGGCUAGCGGCUCAAGAUCGUGAAAUUUGGAGAGGUAGCGUCAUGAUUGUCACCAAUGAUGCCGAAUCAUCUUAUGACAUUGCGCCGACACUCCGACUAUUCGUGCAGGAUAUCGAGCUCUUGCCUCCGCCUCCCCACCAGGUGAACGGUGAGCUUUCUCCCGAAUAUGUGGACCCGAUUGCCGGACAUCCCAAGCUGGGCCGUAGUGGCGAGACACUGUAUGUUCGACCCGUGGACCACCUCGAAGAAGGCAGAGAUCUAUCGCAUGAUGAGUCUGAAGAGGGCCUCUUUGAGAAAACAAGAAGCCCACCAGACGAACCACUAGCGCAGGGGCUCCAAGACUAUCCGGGAUCGUUUGCUAGCCGACGGGCGCGAGCGAGCAUUGAUGGCGAGAAGAUGCAAAAGUACAAGGAAGUGAGAGGCUUCCGUCUUCACGCCGAACAGGGAUGCACGUUUUGGCGUUUCAAUAUCGAGGUUGAGCUUCGCGAGCAGCAACAACGGAUCGCAUAUCGCAUCAACCGUGGUCCAGCUAUGGCCUUCUGGGUUCCUGGGCGUGGACAAGCGAUGAACAUGAUGUUCCAUUCGUGCAAUGGUUUCAGUAUCAGCGUCAAUCCUAAUGAGAUGAGCGGUCCUGAUCCCAUGUGGCGCGACGUACUUAAUUCGCACCAAACACAGCCAUUCCAUGCCAUGAUUGGCGGCGGUGAUCAGAUUUACAACGACUGUGUGGCCUACGACAGUCCACUCUUUGACCAAUGGCUUCAGAUCACUGUGCCUGAAAAGAAGCUCAACGCCCCUUUCACAUACGAGCUGCAGACUGAAUUAGAGCACUUUUACCUAGACCGAUACUGUUCCUGGUUCUCACAGGGCUUGUUCGGGCUGGCCACUUCCCAAAUUCCCAUGGUCAACAUGUAUGAUGACCAUGAUAUUUUCGAUGGAUAUGGCUCUUACUCUCACGCUGAUAUGAGCUCACCGGUCUUUUCAGGCUUGGGAUGGGUGGCCUUUAAAUACUAUAUGCUCUUCCAGCAUCAAAGUAUUGUGACCGAGACGGAGAGCUCUGAGCCAAGCUGGAUUUUGGGUGAGUCGCCGGGUCCAUACAUCCAAGAAGUUAGCCGUAGUCUCUACAUGUCCAUGGGCGGAAAGGUCGCUUUGCUUGCUGUGGAUACUCGCACAGAGCGAACUGAAGAUGUCGUGUUGAGUGAGAAGACAUGGGACAAGAUUACAAGCAGGAUGUAUGCCGAGAUUAGGAAGGGACAGGUAGAGCAUCUGCUCGUCCUUCUCGGAGUUCCAAUUGCCUAUCCCCGUCUUGUUUGGCUGGAAAACAUCUUGACCUCAAAAUUGAUGAGCCCAGUCAAGGCAAUCGGCAAGACAGGCGUGCUCGGCAAAACGUUGAACAAUAUCAAUGACAACUAUGAGAUUCUGGAUGAUCUCAAUGACCAUUGGACAGCCAAGAACCACAAAAGAGAACGCACCGUCAUAAUUGAAGAUUUACAAGACCUAGCUAUCGACCGUUCUGUGCGAAUCACAAUUUUGAGCGGUGACGUCCACCUUGGCGCCGUUGGCCAGUUCUACUCCAGCCCCAAGCUCGGCUUGGCCAAACACAACGAUCCCAGGUAUAUGCCGAACAUCGUAUCUUCCGCCAUCGUCAAUCGCCCACCUGCGGACAUCGUCGCCGAUCUGCUCAAUAAGCGCAACAAGGUCCACCACUUUGACAAGCAGACAGACGAAGCCAUGAUCCCCAUCUUCCAAAACGGCGUUGAUGGCAGGCCAAGGAACAACAAUAACCUCCUCCCUCACCGCAACUGGUGCUCUAUUCGUCUGUGGACACCGGGCAGCACGCCACCGCCAUCGCCUCCCAUGUCAGACCGAGGAAGGAGUCGCAGCCCAGGAGGCGGAAGUCUGCUUCGCAGGCUUUCGUCUAGACGGCGCAGGUCUACCUCGCAACAGCCUUUUGAUGUCUCACGUGAGUCCGUGAGAGGUCCUCGGCCCCCAAUUUCAGGAGGGGGCAAUCUUUUCAAGAACUUUGGGCGGCGGAACUCGGUCGACCAGCAACGCCCUGUAGGAGGAGGAGUGACUCGAACCAUGUCCCUUGGACGCGGAGAGUCGGCACAACAGAGCGCUGAUGCGGCGUACUUUGGACAACAGCACGGUAGCCAGAGCCGAUUUGACGAAGCCAACAUGAGUGGCCAAUGGAGCGGCGAGUUUGACGGCGGAUUCGCAGAUCACCGAGCUCAAGGGCAGCCUCGUCCCUUAGGCCUCCGUGGCGGCGGCGGCAGCGAUUAUGACGAGUUCUCAGCGGGAGACGAAGCCUACUUCACAUCACAAGCGCCUCGACGGACACAAACCGUGAAUUAUCAUGCCGGGGGUCCCUCUGGCCACGAAGUUGAAGAUCCAGCAGCAGUCCGUCCGUUCCACCGAACACCUACAGGACUAUCGCCUAAGGACAUGAAGCAGACCGAUAGACUCGAAGUUAAUCUAGAAGGAGCUCUAGAUAUCGCUUUGAACAUGGAAGUAAACUGCAAGGACCCUACUGGCAUUACAGUGCCAUAUCGAAUCUUGGUUCCCAAGUUAUUCUACGAAUACUCAUCCAAGGACGACCUGUUCCAGACCGCAGAGCCAACGGGGAUCAAGAAGUUCCUCAGCUUUAGGAAGAAGCCCAAGGGCCCAGCCGCAGAGCAAGAGCUGGAGCCGGAAGCGACCGAUGAGAUGGGGUAUGACGACGAAGUUGACGACGAGAGAUAUUAG